GUCUCCAUGGCGCCCGAGCUCUUCCCGUUGUGUGAGCAAGCGCUGAAGCCCGUGCGUCUCGGCCAGGCGGUGAUGGAGCUGUUUCUGGAGCCAGCCCGAAACGGGACCGCCACAGAGCGGUACAGUGUGUGUGGGACCACCGCUAUGCUGCUGGCAUGUGUGUGCAUGCUGGUCGCCGUGUGGAACCGUACUGAGAAAAAAUGCUCCAUACCAGGACCCUCGUUCUGUCUGGGGGUGGGUCCUCUGCUCUCCUACUGUCGCUUUCUCUGGACCGGGAUCGGCACGGCCAGCAACUACUACAACCAGAAAUACGGAGACAUCGUGCGGGUGUGGAUCAGCGGAGAGGAGACCAUCAUCCUCAGCAGACCAUCGGCGGUGUAUCACGUCCUGAAGCACUCUCAGUACACCUCUCGCUUCGGCAGCAGAGUGGGUCUGCAGUGCCUCGGCAUGCACGAGCAGGGAAUCAUCUUCAACUCUAACGUCGCUUUGUGGAAGAAGGUCCGCACCUUCUUCGCCAAAGCUCUAACAGGUCCGGGGCUGCAGAGGACGCUGGAGAUUUGCACCUCCUCCACAAACUCACACCUGGACGACCUGUCUCACCUGAGAGAUGCGCAGGGGCAGGUGGAUGUCCUGAAUCUUCUCCGCUGCAUCGUGGUGGACAUCUCCAACAGACUGUUCCUGGACGUUCCUGUCAACGAGCAGAAUCUGCUGUCCAAAAUCCAUAAGUAUUUUGACAGCUGGCAGACAGUACUAAUCAAACCAGAUAUCUACUUCCGACUGAAGUGGCUGCGCGAGAAACACAGAAACGCUGCUCAGGAGCUGCAGGACGCCAUCGAGGAGCUGAUCGAGCAGAAAAGAUCUCAACUGCUUCAGGCUGACAAACUCGACAACCUCAACUUCACUGCAGAGCUCAUAUUCGCACAGAGUCACGGUGAGCUGACCGCGGAGAACGUGAGGCAGUGCGUGCUGGAGAUGGUGAUUGCAGCGCCGGACACUCUCUCCAUCACCGUGUUCUUCAUGCUGCUGCUGCUGAAGCAGAAUCCGGAUGUAGAGCUGCAGAUCCUGCAGGAGAUCCAUACAGUGACAGGCGACGGAAAGCUGCAGCACUCCUAUCUCUCUCAGCUCUGCGUCCUCGAGAGCUUCAUUAACGAGUCCCUUCGAUUCCACCCCGUUGUGGACUUCACCAUGCGCCGGGCGCUGGACGAUGACGUCAUCGAGGGCUACCAGGUGUCCAAAGGCACAAACAUCAUCCUGAACGUGGGCCGCAUGCACAGAUCAGAAUUCUUCAGCUGCCCCAACCAGUUCAGCCUGGACAACUUUGAGAAAACAGUCCCAAACCGGUUCUUCCAGCCUUUCGGUUCAGGUCCUCGCUCCUGUGUGGGGAAACACAUCGCCAUGGUGAUGAUGAAGUCCAUCCUGGUCACUCUGCUGUCCCGUUACUCUGUGUGUCCGGAGCGAGGCUGCACCGUGGAGAACAUCCCCCAAACCAAUGACCUGUCCCAGCAACCUGUGGAGAACCAACACGCGUUCAGCGUCCACUUCGUCCCCCGCUGA
Messenger RNA from Colossoma macropomum (tambaqui), 1554 nucleotides. It is a transcript of the gene cyp19a1a, whose product is annotated as aromatase. The transcript is spliced from 9 exons. The record is from RefSeq and is a predicted model, not a curated record. The coding region runs from base 7 to 1554 and encodes 515 amino acids. Lineage: Eukaryota; Metazoa; Chordata; Actinopteri; Characiformes; Serrasalmidae. Gene Ontology annotation, molecular function: heme binding; monooxygenase activity; oxidoreductase activity, acting on paired donors, with incorporation or reduction of molecular oxygen.